Messenger RNA from Pteropus alecto (black flying fox), 479 nucleotides. It is a transcript of the gene LSM7, whose product is annotated as LSM7 homolog, U6 small nuclear RNA and mRNA degradation associated. Gene Ontology annotation, cellular component: catalytic step 2 spliceosome; U6 snRNP; U12-type spliceosomal complex. The transcript is spliced from 4 exons. Gene Ontology annotation, molecular function: RNA binding. NCBI's taxonomy places the organism in Eukaryota, Metazoa, Chordata, Mammalia, Chiroptera, Pteropodidae. Gene Ontology annotation, biological process: mRNA splicing, via spliceosome; nuclear-transcribed mRNA catabolic process. The coding region runs from base 32 to 343 and encodes 103 amino acids. The record is from RefSeq and is a predicted model, not a curated record.
GCGGCGGCGCAGAGGGGCGCGGCGCGGCAAGAUGGCGGACAAAGAGAAGAAGAAGAAGGAGAGCAUCUUAGACCUGUCCAAGUACAUCGACAAGACGAUCCGGGUGAAGUUUCAGGGGGGCCGCGAAGCCAGUGGAAUCCUGAAAGGGUUCGAUCCGCUCCUCAACCUUGUGCUUGACGGCACCAUUGAGUACAUGAGAGACCCCGAUGACCAGUACAAGCUCACGGAGGACACCCGCCAGCUGGGCCUGGUGGUGUGCAGGGGCACCUCCGUGGUGCUCAUCUGCCCGCAGGACGGCAUGGAGGCCAUCCCCAACCCCUUCAUCCAGCAGCAGGAGGCCUAGCAGGCGGGGACGACGGGACUGGCCGCCCUCGGACUCACAGUGGCCCCUGGAGGAACAGGACUUUCUUUUUUUUGUAUAGGUUACAUUUUUGUUUUCUUAAUAAAACCGCAAACCUCACGUGUCGGGAGCCCCAGAA